This is a messenger RNA of Armigeres subalbatus, 552 nucleotides long. It is a transcript of the gene l(3)87Df, whose product is annotated as cytochrome c oxidase assembly protein COX20, mitochondrial. Gene Ontology annotation, cellular component: mitochondrial inner membrane; mitochondrion. The record is from RefSeq and is a predicted model, not a curated record. The transcript has 3 exons. Gene Ontology annotation, biological process: mitochondrial respiratory chain complex IV assembly. The coding region runs from base 95 to 469 and encodes 124 amino acids. NCBI's taxonomy places the organism in Eukaryota, Metazoa, Arthropoda, Insecta, Diptera, Culicidae.
CUGGGGGAGCAAUAACAAAACAUCAGAUUCUGUUUUGGAGUUGCACGCCAGCUGAUUGCACAAUAUUUCAUCCGGUGCAUAUUUAUCACUCGUGAUGGCCAGCAAAAGGGUUGAUUUUGAUUCACUCGUACCCGUGGACACGGAAUCCCCACCGGAAAGGGGAAUCGUUCUCUUCGGCAAGGACUUGAGUCAGAUCCCGUGUUUCCGGAAUAGCUUUCUAUACGGGAUCAGUAUAGGCAUCGGUGUUGGAUUCCUAGCGUUCUUGAAAACCUCUCGGCCGCAGCUGUCCUCGCACAUAGGAUUCGGCACGUUUUCCGGGACAACACUGUGCUACUGGUUUUCCUGUAGAUACAAGUGGUCCAAAGAUUUGAAAGGAGUUGAGGAGCUGCAGAAAUUAAUGCAACAACACGUCAUGUAUGAAGGCAGUGAUAAAGAACGUGAACUGGAGAGUAAAAUAAAAACUGCUUAAUUGUUAUGUUAUGAUGAUUUUAUAGAUUUAUUAAAAAGCCAUUGAGAAAAUAAAGAACAUACUGUAACAUGGACAACAUCAUA